AUGGCUUUGCAAGCAAUGUUUGACGAAAGUUCAAAAGAGAUGGCUGAACAUAUUUCAUUACAAUCCGAUAAUGAGGAUAUUGUGGACAGUGUCAACUUGGUGGAGGAUAGAGUAGUAGGAGUAGAUGGAGUGGAUGAUGGGAUUCUGGGAGUAGAUGGUACAACCGUGUCCAAGGUGGGUAUGAAGUUCAACGACGAAAAAGAUAUCCGUGAAGGACAAAGAAAUAGUAAUGCAAAUAGUUCUUUGAAGCCGCACGCUACCAUUCAGACGGGUUGCAAAGCAAGAAUUACUUCUUCUGUAGAUGUAUGUGGAAUACGGAAAAUAAACACAGUCAAUCUCAAUCACAAUCACAAUCACAAAACAAGUCCUUCGAAGUCAAGGUUGUAUUGUUACAACCGAGAGUUGAGUGCCCAUGUCAAACGACGACUUGAAGUGAAUGAUAUGGCAAGGAUUUCGAUGCACAAAAGUUACAAUGUUGCAGUUGUAGAAGCGGGAGGGUAUGAGAACUUGAUUUGCAUAGAAAGGAUUGUCGAAACUAUGUUGAACAAGUUAGGCGGUUACGACUUGGAGACGGAGAUCUGCAGCAAUGCAAGCCUACUUUUCGAAUAUGCAAACAAGGCUGAUAAUAGGAGUAGGCAAGAAUAUAAGGAGUUAACAUUUAAUACCACGUACCUAACUAACAAGUACGGCUUGCUGUUCGCACUUUUUGUUGGGGUUAAUCAUCAUGGACAAUCAACGCUACUUGGUUGUGGUUUGGUGUCCAGUACAGAAACAUAUGUGUGUUGUUCAGGACUUGGUUUCAGUGCAUGCAUGGCCAAACUCCUAAGGGAAUUAUCACCGAUCAAGAUAAGGCCAUGCAAAACGCGAUUCAGAUUGUUCUUCCGAACACUCGACAUAGGUGGUGUUUGUGGCAUAUGUUGA
Olea europaea var. sylvestris is the source of this 921-nucleotide messenger RNA. Its product is annotated as protein FAR1-RELATED SEQUENCE 5-like. The record is from RefSeq and is a predicted model, not a curated record. The transcript is spliced from 4 exons. Gene Ontology annotation, biological process: regulation of DNA-templated transcription. The coding region runs from base 1 to 921 and encodes 306 amino acids. Lineage: Eukaryota; Viridiplantae; Streptophyta; Magnoliopsida; Lamiales; Oleaceae.